AUGACUGCUGAUUUAGGAAAAGAGGCCAAUGCUGCCACAGAUUCGGGCUCAAACAAGCGUUCAAGCUGGAGCGAAAACGAUGGCAAAGAUGUCGACAUCAACGAUAGCCAGAAAGAGCCCACUCAGGAAAUGACUGACGAUCAGUAUCCCCACGGAUUGAAGCUGAUAUUGCUGGCAUCAGCCUCUCUGAUAUCGGUCUUUCUCAUUGCAUUAGACCAGACAAUUGUCGGCACAGCCAUCCCCAAAAUCACCGACGAGUUCCAUGGCCUCGAGGAUGUCUCUUGGUACGCAGCAGCGUACUUCAUGACCUUUGGUGGCUCCCAAACCUCGGCAGGCAAGAUCUAUAAAUACUUCAACUUGAAAUGGAGCUUCUUAGUCUCCAUGCUGAUCUUCGAGGUCGGCAGUUUGAUCUGUGGCGUGGCACCAAACUCCAAGACCCUGGUCGUGGGCCGUGCUAUCGCUGGGCUUGGAGGUGCUGGCCUCUCUGUGGGUGGUACCACCAUUGUCUCUUUCACAGUUGCUCCGGCAAAGCGCCCCUUGAUGAUGGGCAUCAUUGGAAUGACCUAUUGUCUUGCCGCUGUGCUAGGACCACUCCUUGGAGGUGUUUUCACCGACCGUGUGAGUUGGAGAUGGUGCUUCUAUAUCAAUCUGCCUAUCGGAGGCGUUGCUGCGCUUGCAGUGCUUCUGUUUUUCAGUCUUCCUGCUGUCGGGGCACCUCCAAAGCUCCCCUUGAAAGAGAAGCUGCUGCACACGGACCCGGUCGGUCUUACCUUGGCGAUGGGCUGUCUCACCUGCUUCAUCCUUGCACUCCAGUAUGCGGGAAACAGUCACCCUUGGGGCAGCAGCGUCGUCAUCGGUCUCUUCGUCGGCUUUGGAUUGCUCGCCAUUGUCUUGGUGGGAUGGGAACUGUGGUUGGGUGAUUAUGCCAUGAUGCUCCCCAGGCUGUACAAACAACGGUCCCUGUCUGUCACAGCUCCAUUUCAAUUCUUCUUCAUGGGGAGCUACCUUGUCCUGUUGUUCUAUCUCCCCAUCUACUUUCAGAGCAUUCUCAACGCUAGUCCGAUUCGGUCCGGGGUCAACAAUCUACCACUGGUGCUCGCUGCAGCCGUCUUCGCUCUCCUCGGUGGUGCCGUCGUCAUGCAGACUGGCCGCGCGCAGCAAGUCAUGAUGAGCGGCUCACUGCUCGCGACAGUAGCCAUCGGGUUACUCUACACCCUUGACAUUGGCACUUCAACCGCAACAUGGGUCGGCUACCAGUUCUUCGUUGGGGCAACAUUGGCAUUUGCCAUUAUGCACGGCCUGACCAUCGCCCAAGCGAAUGUCGGUCCCGAAGACCUCUCAGCCGUGACCGCCAACCUACUUUUCUUCCAAACCGUUGGCGGUGCAUUCAGUACUGCGGCAGGACAGUCCGCCUUUGUGAACAGAUUACUUGCCACUUUACCCACGACUGCACCAGGUGUAAACCCAGGCUUGGUACUAUUGACUGGUGCUUCGGAAUUGCAUAAUGUGUUUCCGGCAGAUGUGCUCCCAGGGGUACUCGAGGCAUACAUGACCGGUCUCAAGGCCGCCUUCGCCGUCGCAAUAGCCUUUUGCGGCGUGGCAUUCUUGUUGUCCUGGGGCAUUCCUAUGCGGAAGCUUCCGACUCAUGAGCCAGGCAAAGCUCAAAUGAUUGCUGCAUGA
Exophiala mesophila is the source of this 1680-nucleotide messenger RNA. RefSeq lists its product as uncharacterized. Gene Ontology annotation, molecular function: transmembrane transporter activity. Gene Ontology annotation, biological process: transmembrane transport. NCBI's taxonomy places the organism in Eukaryota, Fungi, Ascomycota, Eurotiomycetes, Chaetothyriales, Herpotrichiellaceae. The coding region runs from base 1 to 1680 and encodes 559 amino acids. The transcript has 3 exons. The record is from RefSeq and is a predicted model, not a curated record.